This is a messenger RNA of Mercenaria mercenaria, 4795 nucleotides long. RefSeq lists its product as uncharacterized. The record is from RefSeq and is a predicted model, not a curated record. The coding region runs from base 39 to 4214 and encodes 1391 amino acids. Lineage: Eukaryota; Metazoa; Mollusca; Bivalvia; Venerida; Veneridae. The transcript has 6 exons.
GGUAAGUUUAAAUCAUAUGUGACAAGGAUAUAAGCAAGAUGAGUGUCUAUCCAACAUAUCAACAUGUGUUUUCCUCCUGGGAGGUCUACCCACGGAUACAUUAUUUCCAGAAACGAUUUAAUGAUCUGCUUGUAAGAUUCAACCGAAUAAUAGGAGCUCUGCCGGAAAGUUUCAGAGAAAACAGUGUAGAAAAAGUGCUGGAAAAAAUCAGGUCUGAUUUUGAUAGUGGUCUACAAAUUACAGUGAUAGGAAAAGAAGAUAUUGACAACGCAACCUUGGUGGUAUCUGAUGACAGAAAAGCACAAACACAUGAUGCUAAAGAAUCACAGAAACAUGAAGAUGCACAGUUAAGCGUUGUUGUUUGCCACAUCGAUCUCGAAAGUCUCGACGAGCAGGCACUUAGGAAUACCACUGCGGUUAUUGAAUUUGCCCAAAAGGUUUCCCAUCCAUGUUCUAUUUUAUUACUCAAGUGUAACACUAAAAGCAUUUUCUCAGAGGAAGCGUUUUACGAGUUCAAAAAUGCUAUUCUUGAACAAGGAAACCUGUGUCUGCGACAAGAAGAUAUACUCAUUAGAUCUAAAGCUAGCGUUCUGCAAAAAAGAAUAUCGGAUAGACUUGAAGACAAAAUUACAGAUGGAUUUUCAAAGAUCAGUUUAUUUCUGCAACGGUUUGAAUCAGACGACAACAUACGCAACGAAUUUACUGGGGAAAUAAGAAAAUCGGACGGAGUCGUGAAAACGAUUCGUGAUUUUCUACGGAAUGUUCAAAGACUAAAAGAUUUAAGAGAUCUUACAAAACGAACAGAAAUAGCGGAUAAGACAUUUACUUACCACGUCCUCCAUCACUUGAGUCACGUGAUAAGAUGUGCAGCAGUUCCUGCGUUUGCAAACAAAUACAAUCAGCAACCAUGGGUUUGUAACAGAUUACUACAUGAAAUAGAGUUUGAGGAAGCCUUGGUUGAUUCUGUUUCCAGAAAUACUCAAUAUCACCUGAGUAAGAUUGAGAACGUUCUUAACAAAAGUAAGAAUGGCAGAUUUGUCUUCCUUUUAUAUCCACUUCAGGAAGAAAUGAAAUCGACUUUUGAAAACGCCGAAAAGAAGUUUUCAGGUAUGAAGCGUCUUUCAUUGGUAACUAAAAAGAUGCUGUUUGAAACAAAUGGUUAUAUAAAGCAGACAAAUUUAGGACUUGCAACUGUUGCCGGGAAAGAGUCAGUUCCAGCUGAUAUCAGUGAUGAUCUUAGAAAAGACCUUCUGUCCGUAAAUGGUGUUUAUGGUCUGGGAACAAUAUAUGGCAAACUGGAAGUUCAUCUUGAUCUAAGUCUUACUGACGAUAAAGCAGAAUCGAACGACAUAGAAUCUGAAAAGAACAGUAACUCGAAGCCGGCUGAAACGGAUUUGAAAAAUUUAAAUUUAGACAGUGAAAGCACCAAAGCAAGCCGUUAUGACUGUGAUCUUGAAACAGUAUGUGGCAAACUCGAGAACCGCCUUGAUGUUAGCCUUAUUACAGAUGAGGAAAACAAGAAAACCAUACAAUCUGACGACAAAGAAGAUACCUCAAAACAGAUAGAAACGGAUAUGCAAAGCACAAAUGGUGAACACAACAAAACCGGCGGAUAUGACGACGAGAAGAACAUAUCUACUACAAUCACAGAAAAGGCAACGCAAAAACUGGAAACUAUUAAAACUGAAGUAGCAGAACAGUUAAAGAAGAAUCGUUACUAUCGGCCUUACACAUUAAAAUGCAUCUCUAGGAAACCGGAAGUCUCUAAUGGCUCUUUUGAACCAGGUGAUCAGUUACUCAGCCCAACAGAUGUAGAUGGAAACUAUACAUUUGGAACUAUAGGAGGAUAUGUUACCUCAACGAAGGAAACACUGUACGGCCUUACGUGUUUACAUGUUGUCGGUGCGGAUGGAAAAGUUUAUACAGAUAAUGGAAAAGAAUUGUUUGGUAAUUAUCGAAAGGGAAUGGAAAACAGUACCGCUCCAUUUAUUGAUAUAGCUGCGGUUGAAGUUACCCCGACCUUACAAGUGAAAUGUAAGAACUAUUUAGAACAAGCAAUGACACGUGUAACGAAAGUGAAAGUAUCACAUGAAAAGAAGAAUGAACUGUUAGGACGUUAUGUUUACAAAUUUGGUGCAGCAACUGGAGUAACAAAAGGUACAAUAUUGUGUACGGACUAUAGUUUAUUUGACUCGAAGGCUAGAAAUUACCUCAUAGUUAUUGACCCUUUAGCGGCGGAAAAAACACUCGAGGAUAUUACGAAUGUAUUUACCCCGCUACGAAGAAACUCAUCAAGCAUUGCAAAUCAAGCAUUAGCACAAUCAAGUGGCGAAAGCCAGUUAGUUGAACAGUCUCAACGACAGACUAACUCGAAAGUACCUUCCGGUUCGAACAACGUAGUCACUCACUCGUCGACUGCAAGCCAAGCUAUCGGUCAGUCGCAAAUAACUGCAAGUCAGAAAUGCGCCCAUACGCAGAAAUGUGAUUUAAGUCCAAGAAUUACAAUUCCGCUAGGCAGUGCGAUUCAAACCGACACACGAUUGUCCAACAAAUCAAAUGACGUAGCGGCGCAACCGUUCAGCAGAACAAGACUGGCAGCCGUACGGUCUCCGGAUACCGACAGUCAGUUUGUCGACAGCGAAUGUCAGUCUGUCACAAAAUCGUCAGACAAUGCAAGUCAGUCUAUAAUACAAUCUUCAGACACCGCAAGUCAGUCUAUAAUACAAUCUUCAGACACCGCAAGUCAGUCUGAUGCACGAUCUUCAAACAACGCAUGUCAGUCUGUCACAAAAUAUUCAGACAACGCAAGUCAGUCUGAUGCAAGAUCUUCAGACAACGCAAGUCAGUCUGUCACAAAAUCUUCAGACAACGCAAGUCAGUCUGUCACAAAAUCUUCAGACAACGCAAGUCAGUCUAUAAUACAAUCUUCAGACACCGCAAGUCAGUCUAUAAUACAAUCUUCAGACACCGCAAGUCAGUCUGAUGCACGAUCUUCAAACAACGCAUGUCAGUCUGUCACAAAAUCUUCAGACAACGCAAGUCAGUCUAUAAUACAAUCUUCAGACACCGCAAGUCAGUCUGAUGCACGAUCCUCGCACACCGAAAGAGUUUCUUUCACUGAAAAUCAUUCAUCCGCAGAAUGUUCACAUAUUGAGAGUGUUAAGUCUAUCAACAUAAAUGAACCGGUCGCAACAUUGUCAAGUACUAUAAUUCUGCCAUUCAAACAGUCGUCAAACAGUGCUAAACAGGCCGUCUCAAAACCUUCAGGCACUGGAAUUCAGACAGUUUUGAAACGAAACAAAGGUGCAAGUCAGACAAUCACGCAAACUUCCACAUUAAGUACAAAUGUCGUAAAAUCAAUACAAAUUAAAAGCAAGCUGGCCUCACAAUCACCAAACAGUGCAAGCAAUGCGUUUAGAAAACUGACAGACAGAUUUAACCAAACGGUUGCCCAAACACGAAACGACGCAAAUCAAACGGACGAAAGAAUUUUGAAAUAUUCAGGCCAGACAGCGACAAAUUUGUUAAACGAUACAAAUGACCGUCAAACACACGAAAUGAAAAUACAAGGUUCUCAAAAUGAAAAUGUUAACGGUUGCACUGAUAUCAUAAAAGUUGACGCGCGUCCUAGCGGAGGCCAGAACGAAAUACACAUUGAAAGAAAUUUGGAAAACAUGAGCCUGAAAGCAGUCCCAAACGUAGAUGUCGCGGUAAUGACAGAAGUUUUGAAGAACGUCGACAUCUUAGAUCUUAAUCAUGAAACACUAGAAAAGGAGGCUGAUGACAAAGUUGGUGCAAAUGAGACAUACAGAAACAACCAGAAUGCAAGAAUUCGUUCACAGGAGCCAGAUUUUACAUCAGAUGUCAAAGAAUCCAAUGCAGAAGGGCAUAGUCAUGAUGAUCAAAAUACUUUGGUAUAUGUUAGAGAUAUUCAUAGUGUAACUGAAUCUGAUGAGAUUAAAUCUCGCAAUUUAAAGGGUGUUUUCUCUAGGAACGGCGAUAGCGGUGCCAUUAUUUGCACACCAGAUCCUUCUUUUAAUGGGCUUACAUGUUUAGCGGUGUCGAUGUUGACUGGAGGAGACCUGGAGAUUAGUGGAGACGAAGGAUUAAAGAGUUUAUCUUUCACUUUAAGAAAAGGGCUUGAAAUCCUAUGUAAAGAAUGUGAUAUAGAAUUUGAGACAGUUGGGUCAGUAAAAGAAGCACUAAAUAUAUAACGUAUAUAUCGAUGUUGAAAAUGUCAUUGUUAUGAAACGUGCUUUGAAAUAUUGUUUAAAAUCUUAAUUGUCACUUUUCAGGCAGUAUUACAUAUAUUUGUUAUUUUGUUUUGGGUUUAAGGCCAUUUUGCAAUAGUAUUUCAGUUAUGUAACCGCGUGCAGUAAACCUAACCAGCGUUCCUUGAUUCUGUACAAACCUGUUCUCCGCAAGUAACUGCCAACUUCCCCACAUGAAUCAGAGACGGAGGACGAAUGAUUUUAGACACACUGUCUUUUAUCAAAUCGUCACGGAGAAUAUACGCCUCGUCCAGGGCUCGAACUCACGACCCCGAGAUCGGUAGACUGAGCUGAGCGGGCGGGCUAUAUAUAUUUUUGAAAUAGAGCCGAUUUUUUGCUAUGAUAUGUGUAUAUGUAUGUGUCUUCUGUGUGAGUAUUUUGUCUAAACUUGGAUGGUUAGUCACAUAUUAGCAAUAUUUUAUGACAUUUUUCACUUUUCAUGCAUUCUAAUUGUGAUUUAUUUAAGGAACAGACUUUACCAUGUUUCAUCCACAUCAAAUAAAAAGUGUAGCCCCUAUAGCAUG